AUGUCAUCCCCUUCCACCAUUGCAAGAAGGCCGGUGCCAGGAGCAGAGUCGAGGACCAGCUUCGCCUGUCUGUCCAUGCACAUGACGGACCGAAUCCGGCUGAUGAGGUUUCCAGCUCAUAUGGUACCUCAGAUAAUAGAGAUGGUUCGCACCGGUUGGCCAAAGGGCAUCAAUGCUCCGCGUGAAUAUGGCCAAUCCCUUGAGAUCAAGUUGAACGGAAACCCGUGGUCACCGCACUCCUGGGGAGAGUCUAAGGUGGAUGCUCGUCGGUUGGUAACAAGGCUCCUCGACGGGCUAUACCUGCGAGGCUGGAUUAUAAAGGCUUCUGUAGAUAUAGGACAUGUCGAUAGCUUAUUCUUCCGCUAUCAACAGCCAGCUCCGCCGCCAUGUAUAUGGACGAGCAUCUCCUUCCACAACUCAGAUAGACUGCGCAUCGUCGAUGCCCCGACAGGCUUUGGACUGAUACUUGCCGAUGCUCUAGGUCCAGAUGUUGAAAACUGCCAGGUGAAGGGUACUAUGUUCGAGAUAAAGCUUCACGGGAACCCCUGGCGAGCAGUUGGCACGAAGACGGUGCAGACCCGGGUUAUCCUCCUGGCCGUCAUGGACGUUCUUGAGCAACAAGGAUUCAGCCUCUAUGCCACCAUCAACCACAACAGCAGGCGCUCCAAGGACUCAAGCACCGCAGAGGCUGAUACGUGGUACUGCAACCGACGUCUCGACUGGAAACCGGGCGAGUUUGUCUACCACGGGUAG
Molecule: messenger RNA, 753 nt
Organism: Microsporum canis CBS 113480
Lineage: Eukaryota; Fungi; Ascomycota; Eurotiomycetes; Onygenales; Arthrodermataceae
Exons: 2
Coding region: 1-753 (250 amino acids)
Source: RefSeq, a predicted model, not a curated record